GCGGGGGAAGGCGUGGUGGGCGGAGCUGUCCGGGGGCGUGGAAGGCGACCCGGACUCACUGCGGGUCUGCGACCACGAGACGGUCGUCGAUCUGUUCGCCAGGACGCUGUCGGAGAUCCAGCAGGAUGCGUCGGCGGAGUUGGUGGGCGUGAAGGAUCUCGUGAAGUGGUUGCGGUGGUGGGCAGGGAAGAAGACCGUGCUUCGCGGGGGGGCGGGCCUGGACUCGGAGGCCGUGCUCGACGACGUGCGCUUUGAGGUCGGCAUCGCG
Messenger RNA from Prorocentrum cordatum, 268 nucleotides. The record is from the annotation of a GenBank genome assembly. NCBI's taxonomy places the organism in Eukaryota, Dinophyceae, Prorocentrales, Prorocentraceae.